AUGGAUUCAACCAAUAUCGUCAUUCCCUUCGACUUCCCAUUUGCUAUUUUGGAACACCGUCAUAAUUCGGAUCCAAAUAGUAAACUUGUUUAUGCUGUUGCUGACGGUCAAUAUACCUACGGUCCACUUUCAUUAUAUCAAUAUCAUAAUGAUGAGCACUAUUCGAAAACUAUAAGAGAUGACGAAUUACCACCAUCAUUGCCGUGCAAAGAGUUUUACAUUGUCGAAUCAGGCUUCACAACCGAUGAUGCAUUCGAAAUCAUCGAUGAAAAUCGUGGACAAAUUUACGUCAAAGAACUUCCUUCGAUGGAUGAUGAUUCCAUGAUGACAAUUGAUCAAGAACCGGAACAAGUUCAUAUGAAAGAGCUCUUCAAAGAAAUGGCUGAAUGUAAAAACGAAAUUCGGAAUUUGAAGUCAAUCGUGUUGUCAGAAAAUCGUUUCAAUAAACGUCGAUCAACUUCAACAGAUUCACCAGGUCUUCGCAGCACCGAAAACAAUGCUAAAUGGAUUCGUGGCGGUACCGGAAAUCGAUCAACAAAUAAUGGACAUAUGUCCGACGAUGGUGGUGUGUCAACUCCAUUACGUUAUACGAAGACAACUGGUAUUCGUAAACCACAACAAGUGCAAUCAUCAAUCGUUCAACGAAGCGUUUCAUCAACAAUGGCCAACAAGAAUAUUCUUACACCUCUUCGUGGUAAAACAGGUAUGACAACAUCAUCAUCAAUGUCAUCUGUAACAUCGAAAUAUGCAACACCGAUGAGAACAACGACAGCUGUAGUUACGAAUAAAAAGGUCGUCUUGAAAAAUGUGAAAUCAUCUGGCUACGGACAAUUUAGCGUAACGAAUAAUACGACGACAAUGAUCAAGAAACAACAACAACAACUUGCAACAUUAGCUACGCCUAACCGAGCAUUUCGAAAAUAA
Adineta ricciae is the source of this 924-nucleotide messenger RNA. Lineage: Eukaryota; Metazoa; Rotifera; Eurotatoria; Adinetida; Adinetidae. The record is from the annotation of a GenBank genome assembly.